Mugil cephalus (flathead mullet) is the source of this 1138-nucleotide messenger RNA. RefSeq names its product Golgi SNAP receptor complex member 1-like. The transcript has 9 exons. Gene Ontology annotation, molecular function: SNAP receptor activity. Gene Ontology annotation, cellular component: SNARE complex; cis-Golgi network; Golgi membrane. The record is from RefSeq and is a predicted model, not a curated record. Lineage: Eukaryota; Metazoa; Chordata; Actinopteri; Mugiliformes; Mugilidae. Bases 68 to 802 code for a protein of 244 amino acids. Gene Ontology annotation, biological process: endoplasmic reticulum to Golgi vesicle-mediated transport; vesicle fusion.
UGCGCGAAAACACAAGUGCGACAGUUGUUCCUGCUUGACGGCUGAUGAUGACAAGUCAACAACAAACAUGGCAACCAGCGGCAACUACUGGGAAGAUUUGCGUAAGCAGGCCAGACAGCUGGAGAAUGAGCUGGACCUGAAGCUGGUCUCCUUCAGUAAACUCUGCACCAGCUACAGCGGCACCGGCCAUGGCCAGAGGACGAGAGACAGCAGGUCUGAGUCUCUCGCCUCCUCUCAUGACAAUAUGCUGGUUGCCAUGACUACUGAGCUGGAGCAGCUCUUGGCCAACCUCACAUCAGUCAAUGACAAAAUGGUCGAAUACACAAACACCCCUGGAGUUUCAUCACAUAAUGCAGCAUUGAUGCACACCUUACAGAGACACAGAGACAUUUUACAGGACUACACUCAUGAGUUCCACAAAACCAAAAGCAACUUCUUAAGCCUGCGAGAGCGAGAGGAUCUGCUGGGCUCUGUUCACAGAGACAUUGAGUCCUACAAGAGUGGCUCAGGGGUGAACAACAGAAGGACCGAGCUCUUCCUGAAGGAGCACGAACAUCUAAGAAACUCAGAUAGUCUUAUUGACAAUGCAAUCAGUAUCGCCAUGGCUACCAAAGAGAACAUCACAUUUCAACGUGGGAUGUUGAAGUCCAUUCAAACCAGGGUCACAACUUUAGCCAAUCGUUUCCCUGCUAUCAACAGUCUCAUCCAGAAAAUCAAUUUGCGCAAGAGGCGGGACUCUUUAAUACUAGGUGGGGUGAUUGGCGUCUGCACCAUAAUCCUGUUGCUCUACACUUUCCACUGAUCCACUGUAACAACGACAACCGACUGACCUGACGAAGAAAAACCAACAAAAAAAACAAUCUGUUGCCGGGACGUUUCUACGCUUUCAUUCUCUGCUCUUUGUUCUUCCUGCUAUGGACCGAAACAACAGUUAAAAAAAGGGACUUUAAUUAUCACAUUUAAAAAGUCUUAAUUAAAAACAGUCAAAUAUAUUUAUUUUUGGAUGUUACACUAAUGUUUCCAUCUGGAAAUUUGUACAUUUUCUGCUUGUGCCCUGUUGUGAUAUUAACUCUUUGUAGCUGAGUGAUAUUUUUACCGUGCUGCUUUUCUUAAAUAAAGGUGAUGAGCUCGAGUUUAA